This is a messenger RNA of Trichogramma pretiosum, 1125 nucleotides long. RefSeq names its product protein ARV1 (gene Arv1). Bases 388 to 1113 code for a protein of 241 amino acids. The transcript has 4 exons. Lineage: Eukaryota; Metazoa; Arthropoda; Insecta; Hymenoptera; Trichogrammatidae. Gene Ontology annotation, biological process: sterol metabolic process; regulation of plasma membrane sterol distribution; sphingolipid metabolic process. The record is from RefSeq and is a predicted model, not a curated record. Gene Ontology annotation, cellular component: cortical endoplasmic reticulum; Golgi apparatus.
AGUACGUGCGAGAACGGUACACUUUUCAUUGCAUUGAAUUUCAUAGCAUAGGGCAUCAAGAUACCAAAUGCCAAUAUUAUGAGCUAAUUCGCAUAUUGCGAUAUGUACUUCGCAGUCCUACAUAGGUUCUGUGUUUUGUGUAGCUCUUGUUUACUUACUAUAUGACACAUGCGAGCUAUCGUUCCAAACUGUCAAUUUUCUGCUUUUAAUUCUCAUAAAUGAGUUUUAAUUUAAUUAUUGCAUGCGAGUAAGUAUAAAACAAAAUUUCAAUAAAGAUUAAAUUAAGCUAAAGGACUGUGAGGUCUUAUAAGAAGUUUAAAACUCAACGGACAAGGCUGAAAAAUGGUAUGCUGCUGAGCAACUUGAAGUAGCAAACUUUCCAAAAACAUGUAUAGAUGUAUCAGCUGUGGAGCUCAAGUACAAGAGCUUUAUCGUCAAUACAGUCCGACUGUGCUCAAAAUCGUCAAAUGUGAAGAAUGCGGCGAAUUUGCGGAUAAAUAUGUAGAAUAUGAUCCAGUUAUAGUUUUGGUUGACAUGGUUUUACUGGAUAAAGCGGCUUACCGGCAUUUAUUGUAUAACAGCAAUUUUAAAGCUUACUGGAAAUUAGUCAUUAUCUUGUUGCUGAGUGAAUCUUUUAUACGGUGGAGUAACAAGCGUCAACAGUUCGAAGAAUCUGGUCAGCUAAUGUCUUUCAGAAGUGAACGUAAUUUUUAUUUUGAGCUUAAUCACACAGGAUUAUCUCUGCUGAGCUUCGUCAUUAGCGUUGUGCUAUUGACCGAACUCCGAUGGAAAAUUCUUCGUUCGAGGCCUGCCAAGUAUAGACGUUUAGAUCUCCUUAAAGCUCUCGUUAUUGGAGGCUGUGCUAAACUCCUCAGUCUUAUUAGUAUUAUUUGGAAACAAGAUGAUGAGCUUGAAUAUCAACAUCUUCUCAUAAUUGGAUACUCUGUUCUCUGCCUGCUUACCGCUUAUUCAGUUGCUUGUGAUAGCGGAAGAGUUGGCUCUUUAGCUGGGUUAAUUGCUGGACUAUUAGCUCAAGACUAUGUUUACAAUGCAAUACCAGAUAAUUAUUCAGCGACCACCAAUGUGACUCUGGGGCAAAGCCAAGGUCAGUAAUUUACGGUGGUC